AUGCCACAUCGUUCUCGUCUCCUGACGAGCCUUCAGAACACAAAGCUCGCUUCUAUAAGGUUUGAAAGCACGGAACGGCCACUGCAACACAGCCAUUCUUCGAGGUAUAUCAAAUGA
Molecule: messenger RNA, 117 nt
Organism: Podospora bellae-mahoneyi
Lineage: Eukaryota; Fungi; Ascomycota; Sordariomycetes; Sordariales; Podosporaceae
Exons: 1
Coding region: 1-117 (38 amino acids)
Source: RefSeq, a predicted model, not a curated record